This is a messenger RNA of Brienomyrus brachyistius, 2623 nucleotides long. RefSeq names its product ras and EF-hand domain-containing protein (gene rasef2). Gene Ontology annotation, molecular function: GTP binding; calcium ion binding; GTPase activity. The record is from RefSeq and is a predicted model, not a curated record. Lineage: Eukaryota; Metazoa; Chordata; Actinopteri; Osteoglossiformes; Mormyridae. Bases 74 to 2083 code for a protein of 669 amino acids. The transcript has 18 exons.
CGUGAAUGAAGCAGAACAACGAGUUAAACACUUUAAGAAGAAUUGCGGAGUCCCACAUCCGAAAAAGAAAUUGAUGCACAUGAAUUCCAAGUCGACAGAGAUGGACGUCGCUGCUCUCCAAAGGCUCUUUUCGACGUGCGACAUUAAUAAAUCGGGCAGGAUCGAAUACGAAGACUUCACAGUCGUUUGCAAGGAGCUCAGUGUUCCCAACGCAGAGAUCGGCGCUUUGUUUAAGAAGUUUGACGUGGACGGAGACGGAUGCAUUAACUUUGGCGACUUUUCGUCGAGAUACAAUGAGGUUUCCGAAACUCUGGAUAUCGCCUCACUGGGGCAGGUUCCUAGAAGCGCUUGGGAGGAAUUUGAGGAAAAGCUGGAUGGUGGGACAGUCUAUUUGGGAAGGAGCCGGGAAGCUAUGGGGGAGCUGCAUCAGCAGAUCUGCGCCUUGGAUCCCUCCCUGCUCCAGCAGUACGAGGAGCUGGUCAGGGCACUUGUGGGUGAGAAGAGGGAGCAUCAGCUGGAGAACCAGCAGCUGAUGAACAGCCUGAGACGGGCGGAAGAGGCGACGGCAUGCCAGCUGGCUGAGAUGGAAGAGGACCUGCAGCAGCAGCUUGUCCUGCUCGAGCAGAGGGUGCGUGAGGAGGAGCACCUGAAACUGGAGACGGUUGUCGCGGCGAUGCAGAAGAAACAUGAGAGCGAAGUGGCAGACGUGCAGGCUGCUGUCGACGCGCUGAGGAAGCUCCAGGACGACUCCCAGCAGCUCAGUCCCAGUGUGGAUGUCCAGCGCCUGAGGAGCCAGAUCCGGGAGAUGACAGCGGAAAAUGAGUGUCUGCGGAGCUCACUCAACCACACCCAGACUACAGUGUCCGUCCUGCAAGCCGAGAUGGACAGACUGAAGAAUGAGAGUUCGGACGAAAGGUUGCAGCACGAGCGGGAGACGGAGCACUUGAAAGCCAUGUUGAUGGAGUGUCAGUCCUAUUCCGGUCACAUAGCUGUUCUCCAGGAAAUGAACAAGAAAUUGUAUGACAGCAAUGACGGCUUGCGCUCUACCUUGGCCCAGAACAUACUUGUAAAUAAUAGGAAGUCUUCCAGGAAAGAGAGUUCAUCCAGAAGGUUGAAGCCCAUUCGACAGAGUACGCUGAAACGCAUCAGUUCUGUAGAUGAGAGCAUCGAAAGUGACCCCGGUAAGGCCAGGUACUCCCACGUGGCUUCCUGGGCAGAUAAAUACUUGGACAGUGGUGUGUCCAUCACCACGGAGACGGCAGCCAGCUCGUACGACAGUGACGACAGCCGGGAGUCCAUGGAGACGGUGCACCACAGCUACUCCUGCGCGUUCUCCGACGCUGAGGUGUCUGAAUUGAAGUCAGAGAUGGGGAUUUCAGCAGCAGUCAGCCGGUGCGGCUCCAUCGCCUCAUCCAUCCGCAGGCGCCUUUCUGCCUUCCCCGCGCGGCAUGCCGAGAAGGACAUCCCCGAUGGUGAGGUGACAGGCCCUACGUACAGAGUGGUCCUGGCUGGAGAUGCCGGGUCUGGGAAGUCCAGCUUCUUACUGAGGCUGUGCAAGAAUGAAUUCAGAGGAGACAUUCAAACCACACUAGGAGUAGAUUUCCAAAUGAAGAGGAUGCUGGUUGAUGGGGAGAAGACUACUCUGCAGAUCUGGGACACUGCCGGACAAGAGAGGUUUCGCAGUAUUGCACGGUCGUACUUCCGCAAAGCCCAUGGAGUUCUCCUGCUGUAUGAUGUUACAUCAGAGUCCAGCUUCCUCCACAUCCGGGAGUGGGUGGACCAAAUUCGCGAUGCUACAGGUGAGCUGCUGCCCUUGUGUAUAGUUGGAAACAAGGUGGACCUGAGGGUUGAGCAACCAGCAGGUGGCAGUGUUAGCAGACUGAAUGGAGAAAAGCUAGCUAUGGCGUACAGUGCCCUCUUCUGUGAGACAAGUGCCAAGGAGGGCACCAAUGUGGUAGAGGCCGUCCUUCAUCUCGCCAGGGAAGUGAAAAAGGAUGAGAGGAUGAGGCGGAAAUCUGAGCCCAAGGUGAAACUCAGCAUAGCAGAUGGGAAGAAGGCAGUCAGCAAUUGCUGCAGUGUGUAGAUGGACCCUGGCGCCAUCUAGUGGUGGCCAAAUGAAGCUGAAUGAACCCCUUGCUGUAUUUUCUGACCCCACUAGAUGGUGCUGUCUGUCCAAAAAAGGGCUCAAAGCAUGUUCUGAAACAACCCAACAGCACCACCUAGGGAGGUUAAAUAAUACAGCAAAUGGUUCAAGAAGCUUCAUUUGGCCAUCACUGCCAUUCCUCCUGUUGAAGUACAACAUUGUCGUUUCUGUGUAAGGAAGUUUUCAAUUGCUAUACUUUUUAAUCCCCAAGUAAUUUUAUUAUUAUUAUUAUAAUUAUUUAACCAUUUUAAACUCUACACUGCUGUUAAAAAAAUGACUGCUUCUGGAGGAUUGUUCCAAGAGUGUCCCAAGUGUUGCAAGGAGAUUGAAACCAAUUGUAAAAACAGAAGCAUUUCAUGAAGAAUGUGUAACUUUUAUUCGAUUUUUGGCAUAUUGUAUGUGAAUUCUGUGUAUGUUGCGUAGAUUUUCCGUUUCCCUGCAGAGAGUUAUUUUAGUUUUAUAAAUAAAAAUGUCUGUCCU